AUGGCACCAAAUGGUUACAAGAAGAUCUCCUCCACCAGUGACUCUGCCGAGAAAGUAAGUUUUGUUUCUUUCCUCUUGUUGCAAUGGAUGAACGAUGUCGUGAAGACAGGCAGUAAACGAACCUUAGAGGAAGGAGACUUUGUACCACUCUCAAACGAGAACACCUCACAGUCAGCCACAGAGCUUCUUGACAAAAAAUGGAAAGGAGAAGUAGCUAAUUCCAUUAGGAAGAAGAAAAGACCGAAGUUGUGGAAAAAUGUCUUGAGGAUGAUUUCCCUCAGGGAAGCUGUUUUCGUUGUUUGCUGUGAUGUCUUGUACGCAAUCAGCUCCCUCCUUUCACCAUUGCUCGUUGGACAUCUGAUUUUCAUGUUAAUGUCACCUGAAACACAUCAGAACAACAUCCUUCAUGGAUGCGUGUUAGCAAUUGCGAUGGCUGUAACCACUUUAGUCGGGAGCCUCGGAAUGCAACAUUACGGUUACGCGGGUGAAAUAAUGGGCAUCAGACUGAGUAACGCAGUGCAAGGUCUCGUUUACAGGAAGAUCUUACUGCUUAGCAAGAGCUCAUUGUCAAAGUUUUCAGCGGGGCGUGUGAUCGACCUGCUGUCAAAUGAUGUUCAGCGGAUGGAGACAGCACCUAAAUGGAUUUUAGCAAUAAAUUCAGCCAUACUCCAAAUUGUGCCUGCAACGUUUAUAAUCGUGUAUCUGAUUGGCUGGCAGGCUCUUAUGGGAGAGAUAUUUCUCUGGCUUCUUCUACCGUAUUACGCAGAGAUGUCUUCUGUCAAUGCCGCACUGCGUCUGCGUUCAGCGGCGGAAUCUGAUAUGCGAAUUUCUUUGACGAAUCAAGUGGUUUCUGGGAUACGUGCUAUCAAAGCGCAUGCGUGGGAGGAUGAAUUCAGAAAAAAAAUAAAACACACACGAAAACGAGAAAUAAGCAUCAUCCGUAAGAAAAGUGCCAUUCUCUCAG
Molecule: messenger RNA, 964 nt
Organism: Pocillopora damicornis (cauliflower coral)
Lineage: Eukaryota; Metazoa; Cnidaria; Anthozoa; Scleractinia; Pocilloporidae
Product: ATP-binding cassette sub-family C member 4
Biological process (GO): transmembrane transport
Cellular component (GO): membrane
Molecular function (GO): ATP binding; ATP hydrolysis activity; ABC-type transporter activity
Source: RefSeq, a predicted model, not a curated record